AUGAACGUAAACUAUUGCAGUCCUAAUUUCCAAUUUGAGAAUAGACCUCCUCUCAAAGAUUACACCUCUAAUAUUGAUAAUAUUAAAUAAGCCAAAAAUAGAAUCGCCGAGCUUCAAAACAUAAUCCAUGAGUUAAAUAAAUCUAAUGGAAAAAGGUCUGUCUCUCCAUUAGCAAAAAGUCCUGUUAAAGUCAAUGCUCCAAUUGAGUACCACGGUACUUCCAAAAAGCAAAGUCCAAGAUUUUAAACCCCUGAAACAAAACCAAGAGAAAUAAGAGUUGUAAGUGAGAAUGUCAAAAUGCAAACAGAAAACUUUAUCGAACAAGGAAUCUUACAAGGUGUAUUGCCUGACCAUUUACUUGAAAAGUCAAUUGAAAAUUACACCUUAUCCAAAGUACUUGGAUUAGGUUCCUAUGCCAUUGUAAGAUUGGCAUAAAAAGGAUCAAUGUUUUGUGCUAUUAAAACAUAUGAAAAGGUUAAAAUUAAUGAUUAACAAAAACGUAAGAAUGUUUGUAGAGAAGUGAAGAUAUUAUCUAAAUUAAGACAUCUCAACAUCAUCAAAUUGGUUGGAGCCUGUGAAACCCAAGUACAAUUGCAUGUCAUUAUGGAAUAUUACAGUGCAACUUCUUUAAAUUCUUUCAUUAAAUAGCAACCCCAAAAGAAACUUGAUGAAGAUUAAGCCAAAUACAUCUUCAUCUAACUUGUAGAUGCCUUAAAAUACUGCCAUCACAAAAGUGUAGUGCAUAGAGAUCUUAAAUUGGAGAAUAUUCUUAUUGAUCCAUUGAAUAACAAAAUUAAAAUUAUUGAUUUUGGAUUUUCAAUAGCUAUUGACCCUUCCAGUAAACUUAACAUAUUUUGUGGUACUCCAUCAUAUAUGGCACCUGAAAUAGUUAAUAAAUCAACCUAUAGUUUCCCUGCUGAUGUUUGGGCUUUGGGGAUAUUGCUUUUCAAAAUGACCACAGGACAAUUUCCAUUUCGAGGAAACGAUGACAAAGAUUUAUAUAAAUCAAUAAAUAAUGGAAAGAUAGAUUAUCCUUAAACUAUGUCUAUCCAAUUAAAAAGUUUAAUCAAAAAAAUCUUGAAUACUAACUAAAAUGAGCGACCUUCAGUCAAGGAGGUAGCUUUAGAUGAAUGGCUUUAAUGA
Molecule: messenger RNA, 1143 nt
Organism: Paramecium tetraurelia
Lineage: Eukaryota; Ciliophora; Oligohymenophorea; Peniculida; Parameciidae
Exons: 2
Biological process (GO): protein phosphorylation; intracellular signal transduction
Cellular component (GO): cytoplasm
Molecular function (GO): ATP binding; protein serine/threonine kinase activity
Source: RefSeq, a predicted model, not a curated record